Messenger RNA from Dentiscutata erythropus, 183 nucleotides. The record is from the annotation of a GenBank genome assembly. Lineage: Eukaryota; Fungi; Glomeromycota; Glomeromycetes; Diversisporales; Gigasporaceae.
AUGGAAUAUGCUGAAAAUGAUGAAGUUUCAAAUGAACCUUCUGCAGUUAAUAAAAAUGAUCCUUUAUUAACUAGUGAAGAAAAUGCUCGAGAAAGAGCUCAAGAUAUACAAUCUCAUCUUGCUAUAAAAUGUAAAAAAAACACACUGAGAGAAAUUAGAAUCAAAGUACUUAGAGAUAUGUAG